Molecule: messenger RNA, 1291 nt
Organism: Candoia aspera
Lineage: Eukaryota; Metazoa; Chordata; Lepidosauria; Squamata; Candoiidae
Gene: FKBPL
Product: FKBP prolyl isomerase like
Exons: 1
Coding region: 313-1266 (317 amino acids)
Molecular function (GO): protein binding
Source: RefSeq, a predicted model, not a curated record
AGUGUUAUGUAACCCCAACCAUGGCAGUUCAUGAACCAUGUUUUGUGGCUUAGUAUGUUUUACAAACCUAGUCAGUUGGUUUAGUCAACAAAUCCUGGUUUAGUACCAUACAAAGGGCUGAGCCCCAGAAGGAUCUAGGUUGUUUGAAGGGUUGCAGGGAAUACAACCUCUGUAUGUCAAUUCUUCAGUUGUUGAACAUCUUUCCAUGGUCUCCUUAGCAGUUCAGCAUUAGAAUAACUCCCAUUCUCUCUCUUGGGGGACCCAGGACUUUCUCGUCACUGGACCUGGAACCUCAUAUUGGAGGAGAAAGGGAUGGCAAGCUCAAAGUCAGCUUCUCUGAAGAGCCAGACUGCUGGAGAACGGGAAGAGGGCAAGAAGCCAGGCCAGAGAUCCUCCAGCUGUGACAAAAACAUCCAAGAUGCAUCUCUUGGGAAUGGAAAAAAGAACCUUGGGGUCAAGGUAAAAGAGAACCGGCCGCCUCCCAUCCUGUCCCAGCCAGGGGUGUGUUGGGCUUGCCCAGAUGGCACAUUUGUCAAGCUGGUUCUGAAGGCUGGGACAGGUUUAGAUAAACCAAAGGAAGGGUCCAUCUGCCAGGUCUUCAUUGAGGCCAGUCGUGAAGGGCCCUUGAGCUACCCAUCCCACAGGUGGGCUGAAGUAGAGCUGGGUGGAGGUGAUGACGAGUGGGAUGGCGUGGUGGACCGUGGUCUGGAAACCAUGCUCGCAGGGGAGCAGGCUGAACUGAGGUUGACAGAAGGCGGCACCAUCACCGUCCAGUUGGCAGGCUUCACUGGGGCCAAGGACUCCUGGGAGAUGAGCGCAAGUGAGAAGUGGGACUUGGUUCUCAACAAUAAAGAGCGUGGCGGUGAGCUGUACCGGGCGGGAGCCAUUGGUGCGGCUGCCAGGCGCUAUGCCAGGGCCUUGCGCCUGCUCGUGGUGGCUGCCCCUCCCCCAGAUUAUGACCAGAUCAAGGCAGAGCUUCACACCAACCUGGCUGCCUGUCAGCUGCGGUUGCACCAGCCGGCCAACGCUGCUCACAACUGUUCCAAGACUCUCGUGCUCCAGCCAGCCAACACCAAGGCCCUGUUUCGUCGGGGCUUGGCUUACGAUGCGAUGAAUGACUUGGAGGGGGCCGUCCAAGAUCUGAAGGGGGUUUUGCGAGUAGAGCCAGGAAACCGAGCGGCUCGCCGGGAACUAGAAAGGGUUACGGAGCGGAUCCGGGCACGAGAUGCUAGAUUGGCUCAGGCCAUGCAGAAAAUGUUUGCCUGAAUAAAAUAAUUUUACUGUGUCAGUA